Messenger RNA from Uranotaenia lowii, 1449 nucleotides. RefSeq lists its product as uncharacterized. The record is from RefSeq and is a predicted model, not a curated record. The transcript has a single exon. Lineage: Eukaryota; Metazoa; Arthropoda; Insecta; Diptera; Culicidae. Bases 149 to 1309 code for a protein of 386 amino acids.
GCCAUCGUCGUCGUCGGUCGUGAUGAUCGUCUUCAAUAAACUUGGCGUAAAUAAAAAAAUCUCUCCUCGGUGGACAGUUGCUUGCUGAACUUGAACCAGAAAGCAGUGCGAUUCGGGAGGAAUAUCAUUUUGGAUUAUUGUCGGCAGGAUGUUGAGGAAGGUUUUGUUAUUGAUGGCGGUAGGGACGGUAGUUCUAGGUGGACCAGCAGUUCCUCAAAGCGAACGCCGUGGGUCCAAAGCUGAAGCGGAAACUACUCAGGAAAUAACAACAAGUGCCAUGGCGGAGACGUCGGUUUCAAAUGAAGUGGGUGACGUUGAUAGUGAGACAUCCUUUGGAACUGAGGUUCAAACUUCAAAGCCGGAAUCUACAACGCAUGCUGAGGAAAUUACAACGGUCGUUGCAGCUAAGCCUUCAACUACGGCAGCUCCUGUUGUUUCAACGACCAAAUCAAGGAAAACGAUUACGUUCGAUCAGCGACAGCAGGGUAAGUUCAACAUUCGUGCCGACUUGGAAAACUUCAUGAUCGUCGUUGUACCUUCAUCACCUUCGGCCGGAAUUUCUUUGCUGGAUCUCCUGAAUCGCUCAAGCCAGAAGAAACAACACCAGAAGAAGAAAUCUGUUCAUCGUAAAAACUCGAAAAAUUCUGCUCACAAAAAGAAGCAAUCCAUUACCCCUGAAGUAGUUGUGCUGGAUGAGUCCAAUUCCCAGGCUCGAGUUGAUACCGAAGAAUUUAUUGAAGGCCGCACGCCUUAUAAAGUGGAUAUCUCUAGCUCUGCUCGUAGCGAUAACUCGGAAAUCCCUUCGCCCAUCUACCGCGUCGUGCGACCUUUCAUGUUCAACGUCGAACAACCUAGCUCCUCCAAUACGAUUCGUUUCCCAUCGCCCUCAGGUAACUAUUAUGAUAGUUCUUUAAGAGCCUCCAAAUCCCUGCUGCUUCCGGCGUCGUUUGAGGACGAAAUUAGAACUAAUACCGUAUACAACACCCUACUAACUGACAAUUAUAACAACAAUGGUGAUGGUGAUGAAAGUAGUAGCAUCGAUACUAGCGAAUCUCAUGGUAGUGAGGAGGAUUUGUUUUAUCUGAUGCCGGAACGGAUCUUCCUAGACUUACCUGCUUCUCAUGAUUCUUCGUUCGAUAGCCUAGCAGCGUAUCCGCACUCCGAUGUCGAUAUGACCAAACUGCAGCUCCAGCCAGACGACGAACAGCAAGGCGACGGUUGGGAUCUGAAGCUUCUAGGAGCGCAGGAACAGUGCGGCCCCGGUGCCAAGCGUGACAGUUACGGUGUAUGCCAAUUUUUUGCGUCGUAGGUCAAUUGUAGGACACCAGCCCCUAGGUCCAUAAGACUUAUUUAUUAGCAUUUAGCGAUCGUCGCGUCCCCCAACCUCUAAUUUAUUAUAGAACAACAUUGUAAGUGCCAAAUAAAACAAACCAUACAAAAUCCUUGAAA